AAAACUAACAAGUCCUACUUUACAAAUAUAUAGGGUUAUAACUUGUAAGCAUUUUAUCAAACACUUUACGUUCGUUUUGUUCAAUUACAGAGAGAGUGUGUGACAGAUAAACAAACCAAAGCAUCAAACAAAGGUUGCAAUUCGUUCAUUCGAUGGAGUUGUUGGAAUCCGAUAAACCCAACAACGCUAACACUAACACUGUUACUGUUAGUGUCGCCACAAAGGAAAAAUCAAAGCCAAAGCGAUUCAUUAAAAGCCAAAUUCCAGAUUCAAUCCUAAACGAUCCUCUUCUCAACGCCGCCAUAUCCAUUCUCCCUUCAAACUACAAUUUCGAAGUUCACAAAUGCGUUUGGCGCGUCCUCUCCACCGGCGCUAAGCGCGUCGCACUUCAAUUCCCCGAAGGUCUUCUCAUGUACUCUCUUAUCCUCUCCGAUAUAUUCACUACCUUCGCCGGCGUCACUCACUGUUAUGUUCUCGGCGACGUCACUUACGGUGCUUGUUGCAUCGACGAUUUCUCCGCCGUCGCUCUAAGCGCCGACCUUCUUAUUCAUUACGGUCACAGUUGUCUUGUUCCUAUUGAUUCCACAACCAUUCCUUGUCUUUAUGUUUUUGUUGAUAUCAAAAUCGAUGUUGAUCAUUUGGUUGAAACUGUUAGGUUAAAUUUAGAAUCUUUAGGUAAAACCCUAAUUAUUGCUGGAACGAUUCAGUUUGCGUCUGGGAUUCGUGCUGUGAAACCUGAAUUGGAGAAAUUAGGGUUUAAGGUUUUUAUUCCGCAAUCGAAGCCGUUGUCUGCCGGUGAAGUUCUUGGUUGCACUGCACCUAAGGUGGCAAAAUCGUUGGAUGAUUGUGGUGAAAGUGUUUUGGUUUUUGUGUCGGAUGGAAGGUUUCACCUUGAAGCGUUUAUGAUAGCGAAUCCGGGGAUUAAGACUUUUAGGUAUGAUCCUUAUAUAGGGAAGUUGUUUUUGGAGGAAUAUGAUCAUGUGGGUAUGAAGGGAUCGAGGAAAAACGCGAUUUUGAAAGCGAAGGAGGCGAGGAAUUGGGGCGUUGUUUUGGGGACUUUGGGUAGGCAAGGGAAUCCAAAGAUUUUAGAAAGAUUGGAAAAGAAAAUGAGGGAGAAAGGGUUUGAUUAUACUGUGGUUUUGAUGUCUGAGCUAAGUCCUAAGAGGAUUUCUCUGUUUGAAGAUUCUGUCGAUGCUUGGAUUCAGAUUGCUUGUCCUAGACUCUCUAUUGAUUGGGGUGAUGCUUUUGUGAAACCUGUUCUUACACCUUUUGAGGCUGAGAUAGCACUUGGAUUGAUACCUGGUUGGUGGGAGAAAACUCAGGUGCAAAAGCAGGGUUGUGAAGAUGUUAUCGGUUGCAAUAAGAGUGAUUGUUGCUCUAACGGUAGCUGCGGAGAUGCGAAGGAAACUAAUGAUUUUGGUGGAGAUUAUCCGAUGGACUAUUAUGCUCAAGAUGGAGGAGAGUGGAAUUCCUCUUAUGUGAAAAAGUCUACUCGUCCUGCCAGGAAAAUUUCUGUAACUUCUGUUGCUAAUAGUGUAAUUUCUCAGUAGUCUUAAAUUUGCUCAGUUUUUAUUGUUAUAGUUGUAAUGAUUUGCUUCAAACGGUAGAGUUAAUAGCUUAUUGGUUUUUAUUAGCUUUGACCAAUUUUGAGAAGUAGACAUUGUUGCACAUUCAUUGUUGAUAACUUGAUAAGCUACUCUUGUCAAAAGGGAAACGAAGAGCCACAUGAGUAGAGUGCUUGUUAUAUUUUUGAACGAUUUUUGCUGGCACGAGGAAUUGAGGAUUGAUUUGUGUGUGUUCACUUCAACGAGUUAGACGUCAUAUAUAAUUCUAUCAAUCUUGAGACAGAACAAACAUUCUUAAGUUCAUACUUGUUACCUAGUUUGUGUUA
Cicer arietinum (chickpea) is the source of this 1891-nucleotide messenger RNA. RefSeq lists its product as uncharacterized. The record is from RefSeq and is a predicted model, not a curated record. Gene Ontology annotation, biological process: protein histidyl modification to diphthamide. Lineage: Eukaryota; Viridiplantae; Streptophyta; Magnoliopsida; Fabales; Fabaceae. Gene Ontology annotation, molecular function: 2-(3-amino-3-carboxypropyl)histidine synthase activity.